CUAUAGGCUAUAGCAACCCCGACGCCGGUCCUCCUCCAGCAGCGGCACGACCGCAAAUCUCUUCUAAUGAGGCCAUUCCGCGGAGCACUGCCACAAGGCGGAAAACAUCAAUGAUGUCUAGCGGCGGGGAUGCGUGCACCAUGAGGCGGCACCGGGUUUUAGAUCCAUUAUGCACGACGGUCGAGUCAGGAUGACGUCGUAGGUAGCUAUACACUGUUGAAGACAUUUUCUUUUGAAAUGAAACUAUUGAAGAUGAGAUGUUUACAAUAGAUGGAUCGAUUGAUCCGUACAGUACAGGCAAGAGCUGGCUGCACGUAGGAACCAGAUGUGACAUGCAUGGUUAUAUAUCUCUGACUGCUUGGACGUGAAAUGAGGCUUUCUUUUAUGUGAAAAAGAGAAGAAUGAACCACAAACGAUACACGUAGGUAGGCACGUCGCGACGCAAGUUGAUCCUCCUUGCAAGUUCAAAGCAAAAUACAAGUCCGCGAUGCCAUACGUACGACGACGCGAUGCCGGCGGGAAACACGUAUACGUACGUGUAAAGAGCUAGUGUCUGUUUUCCUUGUACCGUCGGGACUCGGUUGCCGAUUCGAAUCCGACUGGACUCGACUCGAUUGCCUCCGUCCGUCUCGGCGUACGUGUGGAUGCUGCAUGGGCCGACUCGGACCUGAAGCUGUCCAUGAGAGUACAUAUAAUAGGACAUCUAGCCACCUCCCUUCAAUCCAUCAAACCAAACCACAUCCAGCAGAUCGACACACACGGUACGACCAACCUCCAUCGAACAGCCGACGUGAUCGAGGUCGAUCGACAAGCUUAAGGUAGCCGGCAAGCCAGCCAACAUGGGCUGCAGCAUGAGCCGCCUCCUCAAGGCUACCGUCGCUCUGGUCAUACUCGUCCUUCUCUUCAUGCCCGGGGCCAUGGCAGCCGCCGCCGCAAGCUUCGACGCCUCGCGGGCACAGCAGCUGCCCCUGCCGCCCGGAGAAGUGCACGGGCCCGAGAGCGUCGCCUUCGACGCUCAGGGCCGAGGCCCCUACAGCGGCGUCUCCGACGGCCGCAUCUUGAGGUGGAACGGGCCCAAGCUCGGCUGGACGACAUACGCCUACGGACCAGGCUACGACAGCGAAACGUGCACCACAUCCAGGUUUGGCACCGAGGCGGACAUAGAGAGCCGCUGCGGCCGCCCGCUUGGCCUGCGCUUCAACGAGAAAACGGGCGACCUCUACGUGGCCGAUGCGUACAAAGGGCUUAUGCGUGUGCCGCCCGGCGGCGGGGAGGCCACCGUGUUGGUCGACCAGAUUGAUGGCAUGCCGCUGCGCUUCACCAACGGGGUUGACGUCGAUCAAGUCACCGGUCAAGUCUACUUCACCCACAGCUCGAUGAACUACGACAGGUCAGAACACGAGAUGGUCACCAAGACGGGGGACUCCACGGGCCGCCUUAUGAUGUAUGAUCCACGAACAUCGGACGCCACCAUGCUCCAACCUAGGAUGACAUACCCGAACGGCGUCUCGCUCAGCGCCGACCGCACGCACCUCGUGGUCGCAUCUACCGGCCCAUGCAAGCUGCUGAGGCACUGGAUAAGAGGGGUCGACGCGGGCAAGUCCGAGCCAUUUGCCGACCUGCCGGGCUACCCAGAUAAUGUCAGGCCCGACAGGAAAGGAGGUUAUUGGGUGGCGUUGCACCGUGAGAAGAAUGAGUUGCCCUUUGGCCGUGAUAGCCAUCUUCUUGCGGUCAGGGUCGGGGCCGAUGGGAAGAUAGUUGAGCAGAUGAGAGGGUCAAAGAAAGUCAGGCCAACCGAGAUCAUGGAAAGAGAUGACGGCAAACUCUACCUGGGUUCGGUGGAGCUUCCUUAUGUCGGCGUAGUAAAAAGGAAGUAGAGAGAAGUAGAGGAUAGUAUCUAUAGGAUGGCUUUUAGUUUUUUAUUAUUCUUGCGACUAAAUGUAAUGCUCCAGUUUCUUUUUGUAUCAGGCAAACUAUUGUAAUCCUUAUGUUUAUGAUCA
Molecule: messenger RNA, 2000 nt
Organism: Triticum aestivum (bread wheat)
Lineage: Eukaryota; Viridiplantae; Streptophyta; Magnoliopsida; Poales; Poaceae
Product: protein STRICTOSIDINE SYNTHASE-LIKE 10
Exons: 1
Coding region: 840-1877 (345 amino acids)
Cellular component (GO): endomembrane system
Molecular function (GO): hydrolase activity
Source: RefSeq, a predicted model, not a curated record